UCUGUCUUGCCUGUCUAUCUGCUGCCCUGCUUUUGGCCUGUCCAGUCUCGGUUGCCUUUGCUCCUGGUCGCCACCUGCCCAGCUCAGCGUCAGUGUUGGCUCCAGCGCGAUGGCUCCACUCUCGCACUCACACUGCCUCCUGCCAUGGAUCGCCUUCCUGCUCGCCAUCAACUGCAGCCACGUCCAGGCACACGGGAAAGUGUUCGUCGUGGGGGCAAAGAACGGGACUCAGCAGUUGGAUGUGAGCGGAGCCCCGGAGCUGUGCACCUCGCGGGGAGCGCGCCUCGCCACCCAGGAGGAGCUGAUGCGGGCGGUGGAGGAAUGUGCCUUCGCAGUGUGCACCACAGGCUGGCUGUCAGGCAGCCUCAUUGGGAUAACCAUAUGUUAUAGCAUGGACAAUGGUCAACAGAAGGUGAAGACUAUCGAUGUGAAAACAGAAACUGCUGGCUCUUCAAGUGGUCCAUAUGAUUCAUUUUGUAUUAAAGACAAAGGCAACCCGUGUGGAGAUCCUCCUUCUUUUCCCAACACAAUUCUGGAGAGCCAUACACACAUUGAAAUGGGAGAUGAGGUGCUGUAUGUCUGCACUCACGGCUAUAUUAUGACAAACAAGGAGAGUGUCUUCAGCCUCUUAUGUGAUAGUUGCGGAGAAUGGUACGGCCAUGUUCAAGUCUGUAUGAAAGGUGACACCCAGGGGCAUAUUGACUAUGAAGACAAAUUCCCCGAUGGCGACUCUUUGUCGUUUUCAGAUCGCAACAGAAAGGGGAGCAAAGUCAUUUUUUCCGAUGAUGACGAAGAAGGUGAGGAAGCAGACAAGGAAGAUGAUGACUCAAUGGGGAAAGACGGCCGAAAAACACCAGAGCCAACUGAAUGGCCUGUCUCAUUACUCAGCCAAAAGCACUUAUUUUGGUUCCCUUCUGAGGCGUUUUCCGAAACAGAGCAGCCUGAUGUUCAGGAGCAGCCAGGUGUGGAUUCCAAAACCCAAAGCGAUAAUCAGAUUGGAGGAAAGACAGAGGUUACUGAAGGGGUGAAAACGGAAAACGAGGAGUUCCUGAUUGAGUCUUCCAUUGUGCACAACAAAACUAAAGUCAUCAAGGAAACAGUGGCUAGCACUGAUGAAUCAUGGCUGGAUGGCUAUCCCGUGGCAUCUGAAAGUGAGGAGGAAGGUGAGAAGGUUGACGGAUCAAUGGAAACAGAUGAUGAGACAGUCAUCACCACAGAUCACUCAAAUCACAUUGAGAUCAGCAGGGCAGACACGCCAAGCACUUCAGCCACUGAUUAUACACAGAUUCUAAUGGCGCCAACGGGAAUGCCUGACCAGGGAGUCAAACAAAUUGGCGUAGGUCUGACGCUCACCACAGCACCAGAAAAUGUGAGUGCCAGUAAAGCGAUCAACGACGUCAAGCACUUCACUACCACACCUUCAGGCAUAGUCACGGAAGAGCCUCUGAAAUCUUUUGAUGCUGUUACUGAGCCGUCAGUGUUUUUCACAACCACUGUAGAAACAACAGGUGAGAGCUUGCACCCUGUCGAUCAUGCUCCAGUUCCUACAGAAAGAGGCAAACCUACAACCUACCACACUCUGGAUUCAGACACACUUGAACCCAGUACUCAGACUCCAAUGGUUUUUACAGAAAUUGACAUUGAUGACGACGACUUCCCCAAAAUAGAGAACUUCACAGGAGACACUGAGGCCAAGCUCAUGCCCACAUCUGAGCCUUGUGUUGGGGAAGACUGCCCAAGCUCAAGCAAAGGCCCCAUGAUUGCCAUUAUAGUCAUUGCGAUCGGUUUGCUUGCACUGGCAUCUAUACUGGCCUUGUGGUGUUACAAAAGGAGGCAUCAGAAAACAUCUGUGUAUGAGAUGAACGGAAAAGGGCAGACGAGGCGUGGUGAGCAAAUUGAAAUGCAGCAAAAAGUGUAAUUUGGAGAGAACACGGAUCUGCUUGUUAAGGAGGCGCUAAUUACCAGCUACAAAAUCACAGUGGACGUUUCAGAGCUGACUCCACCUUACAAAAUGGAAAACACUGUGGUACUGAAAGAGUCAUCUUAGUUCUGAUGUGCUUUGAAUAAUCAACAGAAGUAUGCUUCAAAAUACCUAGCGAAUGCAGUAUGGACAUUGAGCUUGAAUCAGUCAAGUGGACACAAC
This is a messenger RNA of Callorhinchus milii (elephant shark), 2143 nucleotides long. RefSeq names its product sushi domain containing 5 (gene susd5). The record is from RefSeq and is a predicted model, not a curated record. Bases 110 to 1918 code for a protein of 602 amino acids. The transcript is spliced from 5 exons. Gene Ontology annotation, biological process: cell adhesion; Notch signaling pathway. Gene Ontology annotation, molecular function: hyaluronic acid binding. Lineage: Eukaryota; Metazoa; Chordata; Chondrichthyes; Chimaeriformes; Callorhinchidae.